CCUGAGGCUAAACCGCGCAUGGAAUGAAUUCAGCCCCGCCAUCUUCCUGCCAGACCGAUGCCACACCUACAACAUGGAGCCUCUCUCAGCCUUUGGGCUAGCAGCAGGAAUUCUACAGAUCAUAGACUUUUCAACAAGAUUACUUUCGACGGGCCAGCAGCUGUACCAAGAUGGCUCUACCGUGCAGAACUCGGAGUUCACCUUGAUCGCAGACGACCUCAGCUCCAUGAACGACAAAAUCAAGUCUUGGGCGCGCCCAGACCAGUCCGUGUCGGGUCCUCUUGCGAAGGAAAAUCAAGCUUUAGAAACUCUUGCAGAUGAAAUCGCGAAGAUUGUUGGGGAGUUAAAUCGCGUACUAUUACGGGUCCGACGCAAAGGAGAGGCCACUAUCUUUAAGAGCUUCAAGCAAGCAGUUUCGACCAUGUGGAAUAAGUCCAAGAUCGACGAGAUAAUGCAGCGUUUGGAGUAUAUUCGUGGGGAAGUACAGUUUCGCAUUCUAGUGUCCAUGGUGGAGAAGGUGGACAAGAAUGAGUUGAGCAUGGCAACUACUUUACAAUCAUUUGAUCACAGCACUCAGAUAAUUGUGCAAGCCAUUCUUCAAGGGAAGUCUGAUCUUGCUGAUAUCAUUUCUGCACAGACGCACGAGUCAAUUAGGAGGGAACAUGCAAGAGAACUAGCAGCAAUCAGGAGACACGAGGAGGUGAUAGCUAAGAUAGGUGGUGGUCUCUCACAUGGCACGAGCAUAGUUCCUGUCGAUGACGAGCGUUUCAGUAAAGAAGCAAUACAUCGGAGAAUUACGACCAGGCUUGAAUUUCCCAAAAAGAUGGACCGAUACGAUAUCAUCAAACCAGCUCACAAGAGGACUUUCGAUUGGAUAUUCCAAGAGACCCAAGCAGACGCACAGUGGUCCAAUUUCAGUCAAUGGCUUCUUUCAAAAACAGGGGUUUUCUGGAUUAGCGGAAAAGCUGGUUCCGGAAAAUCGACGCUGAUGAAAUAUUUGAUGCAGGAUCGAAGGCUAAGACAAGCCUUGGAGUUAUGGGCAGGAAAUGUACCGUUGAUAAUCACGUCCUUUUAUUUCUGGAACCCUGGUGAUGCCAUUCAAAAGUCACAGGAAGGCCUCUUUCGAACUCUAAUCGCUGAAGCACUAUACCAAGAACCUGAGCUUGGGCCGAUACUCUUUCCAGAUCUCUACCAAACAGAUUCGAACUGGGAAUCUUUUCCCACUUUCCACCAGCUUCGUCGCGCUUUCUUGAAUCUUACGACCCAAUCAGUUACCCCGCUUGAAAUCGCACUUGUAAUCGAUGGACUAGACGAAUUUCAGCCCACAGACGCUUCAUAUACUGAACUAGCGGACCUGUUCCUCACCACCAGUGAAUCAAGCAACAUCAAGGCGAUACUUUCUAGCAGACCACUCUCCGCAUUUGAAGCAGCGUUUUCUGACUGUCCAAAACUUCGUCUUCAGGACUUGACUAAGCAUGACAUCGAGAUUUACAUCGCCGACAGAUUGGGCAGUCACCCGAGAGUUGUAGAGCUGUCGCAAGAUGAUCCCAUCGGUAUCGGAAUGUUGAGAUCUGAAAUCUUGUCGGCAGCGUCGGGAGUUUUCCUAUGGGUUAAACUAGCCGUUGACUCACUCUUGGAAGGACUUCAAAACUUUGAUCUUCUCGAGGAUUUACGUGCAAGGCUUAAGGCUAUUCCUCGGGAUCUUGAACAGCUUUUCCAGCGCAUGCUGAACCAGAUACCUAUGGAAUACAAGCAGCAGUCAUCUCAGAUGUUUCAGAUUGCUCGUUACAAUGAGAUAUCAGAUAUUACUGCCACUGACACAAGGCCCGGCAUCUGUCCACUAACAGCUUUGGGUAUGUACUUCACUGAGUAUAGUCUUCAGAAGACACUAGAGGCACCAAUUACCCCAACAUCCGAUUUGGAAAAUCAAAAAAGAUCGAAGGAGAUCGAGGGCAGAUUACGAAGCCGUUGCGCUGGACUUCUGGAGAUGCGUCCGUCUGACAUUUCAAAUUCAGACCCGGAGGCCAAUGGAUCAACAACCGAUCGAACAAUCAAAGAAGGCAUCGAAAAGGAGCUACACUAUCUUCAUCGAACUGUGGCGGACUGGCUCAGGAAGGAUCAUAUAUGGGAAUCUCUGGUCAACAAUACGCAAGGGACCAAUUUUGAUCCGUGCCUCUCGAUCAUGCUUUCAGUUGUCUUGCGCCUUAAAUGCCUCUCUCCUGCCCGAAGAAUUUGGCAGAUGAGUGCGGAGAGGAAACUUGUGAAUGGCGUGAUUUUCUAUGCCAGAACAUCGCAGACAACUAGUAAAGCGUACUACAAGAUUCUGGAUGAGCUCGAUCGUGUCAUGUCUGUUCGCUACAGAUUCACGUGGGAAGAGUUCGGAAUGUUCAAAUCUCAAUUUAAUCCGCAUGUUACUUGGUGUGAUAGCAUGGAUACCGAUCCCAGACCAACCCCAUGGCAUGACACAUUCCUGGCUUUCACGAUCCGACACGGGCUAUUCCAUUAUGUCAAAGCGAAACUAGAAGAAAAUGGCAAUGUCCUACCGCAGAAACGUGGCCGUCCCUUGUUAGACUACGCAUGUCGAUCGUUUAAACUUAAUGUUGGGCAUGUACCACGUACAGACGCUGUGAACGCUUCGAUUGUAGAAAUCCUGCUUAAACACGGCGCUGAUCCAAAUGAAAAGUUCGAUGGAUUCAGUCCCUGGCAAAACGCUUUGUAUAGGCCCAGAGGUCUUUUUCCAAAUCAGAUAAACGAAGCCUACAGCGAGCGUGUGGAAUGGGUUUCAAAUCUCGGGUUUUCUUCAAACCAAACGGAUGAACCCAAUAGGCAACGUUUGGAAUGGGUCUCAAUUCUCAAACUACUCCUGAAAUACGGCUCAGACCCACAUUCAUACACUGAGACAAUGGAACGAUUCCACCAACCAGGAGAAGGAGGCUUGAGAAGUAAUACGUCCAUCGCGGUGUACUGUCAUCGAAGAAGCGUUUUGACUGUUCUUCGUGAGGAAGCAGGUGAACGCGACAAUUUUGAAGAAAUGAGGGACAUGAUACAAGUGUUGAUAAAAGAUUUGGAGAUGAUGGGUGCAAAGGAGGAAGAUUACUGGGUCGGGACACCAGGUUCAGAUAACGGUUUGUCUCACAAGCCCGAAUCAAAGAAUUUGGUGGAGAGAACAGUAGAAAAGGCUGUAUCAAAGGAGGAAAAGAUUCCACGGCACCGAGCACGCCGGUACCUUGAACGGCUUUUCAAAAGUUCCUCCGAGGCCCGAAAGAAGUGA
Messenger RNA from Periconia digitata, 3271 nucleotides. The record is from the annotation of a GenBank genome assembly. Lineage: Eukaryota; Fungi; Ascomycota; Dothideomycetes; Pleosporales; Periconiaceae.